Diorhabda carinulata is the source of this 2160-nucleotide messenger RNA. RefSeq lists its product as uncharacterized. The coding region runs from base 32 to 1708 and encodes 558 amino acids. The record is from RefSeq and is a predicted model, not a curated record. NCBI's taxonomy places the organism in Eukaryota, Metazoa, Arthropoda, Insecta, Coleoptera, Chrysomelidae. Gene Ontology annotation, molecular function: protein binding. The transcript is spliced from 9 exons.
UUACCACCAUUCGCGAGUUGUUACAGAACCUAUGAAUGUGUUAGAUUUUAGAGUCAAGACAGAUAUAGAGUCAAAAGGAGCGCACAAAAAAGUUUCGGAACUUCAAUUUAAGUCGACUGAUGUGAAGAUUGAAGGUAACGUCACUCAUAAUCGUAAAGUUGAUACUUCCAAGAUAACGAAAACAACUUCAUUAAAGAAAAGCAAAAACGAUAAUGGUAGUACUAAUCCAAAUCACAAAUCGACCCGACGAGUCACAUUUGGCGCGGCAUCAAUGGCUAAACCAACCCUUUCCAGGACACAAAGCGUUACGGAAUCUCUUCGCAGAAAGGGUCAUGGAGUUCUAUCUUAUGAAAACACAGAUGGAAUAGUAACAUCUUCUUGUAAGGCAAUUCAUAAUGUGGUCGGUGAAAAAAACAAACAAGAAUUUUAUGCUAGAUACGAAACUUGUUUGAAAAAUUGUACUUCCGUUCUUGUGACCGGUUCUCCGGGUGUCAGAAAAAGGAUCCAUCCUACUGGAAGUUAUUUCAGUGGAACGCUGAAUUCAUCAUCAAUGAGAAGAACCCACGAAACAGAUCGUCUUCUUCUAACAGAUCAUUCUAAUCUUCACGAGACAGAACGACAAAAGAACGAUGAUGGUAUUGUGAAAGAACGACGUAUAAAUAAACACACCAACGAAACCAUUAUAAAAGAUGAUUAUCCUGAGAUUUGUUGUCAUAUUUCGGAUAGUUCACCUCAGACGUGUCGUCCUAUAAAAACUUCAGUUUUAUUAAACGCGGCUCGUGUCGGCAAUAUUUCUUGGUUAAGAGAACUCAUAGAUUACAAUUUGAAAUUUGGUUUCCGUGAUGUGAAUGCCGUGGAUCGGAAUGGCAGGACUUUACUUACUUGGCUAGCCUCGCGUGGAAUAGCUGAUGUUUUGAAUCAAUUAAGUCGAAUAAAAAAUAUCAAUCCUAAUUUGGGUGAUAACGAAGGAAACACACCCUUACAUUUUGCUGUUCGUUAUGAGAGAACGGAGUUCCUGAACUUGUUCUUGGUUUAUUUUAGAGGUAGACUCACUAUUGAUCGAAGAAAUGUAUUGGGUUUCACACCGUUGAUGUGUGCAGCUAUAGAUGGAAGAAGCAGAUCUGCCCAACUAUUAUUAUUAUCAGGUGCUGAUCCGACUUUGCGCGAUUUUGGUCGCAAUUUGAGAGCUGAUCAAUGGGCAUUGCACUGUAGUAGAUUAGUGUGUGCCGAAGUAAUACUUCGUCAAAUAAGAGAGUUACUUAAAUUUCCCGAUUCUUCUCGUAACUGGGAUAGUCAAAUUAAUAUGGAAGUGGUUUUUUGUAGAGGAAGCGCGAGGAAAAUAUCGUGUGAUUCGUCGAGAGAAGAAGGUUUUGGAAUGAAAUUUAGACAAAUUUUUCGAAGAACUUCGACUCUACCCCAUGACAAAAAUUUACGUGCCAAAUUGAUGAAACAAUUAACAGCGGCAGCUUUUUGUGCUACAUCACCGGCUCUUCCAUCUAGAGAAUAUUUACCACCAAAUGAUGGGAAUACGAGUACCGAAAUAAUUGACUACAACGUGAGAAAUGGUAUUCCCUCUACAUCUGAUAACUCAUCAAGAUCUUAUAUGUCUUCAUCUUCAUCGAUAUCUAACAUUUCGACAUCAUCGAAAUCUAGUGCGAAUAAUGACAAAAAAUCCAUUAAUCAUAGGAGGGCUUCGAAUAAAAAAUAAUAUUUUCUCCAUUAACUCCAUUUACUUUGUUAAUACUGAUAGUUUUUAUAUCAUUUUCUAAAGAGACUGUAUUAUCCUUAAUUAUUUUGUCAAUGUUCAAUCGAUGACAUGGAAUCUCGGUACUAGCUACAUUUCUGACAGUUACUUUGUUUCUUCCCUUGGUAUGUUCUGUGCCUAUACAUAUUUAUAUCUCUCGGUAUUUUCGCAAAAACCUAACCUAAUCACGUCUAAUUGCACCAACAAAGGCAGUCAAAAGACUCUAAAGAAUGUAGUUACAUUCAUUCAACACUUCAUUUCGAAAGAUGUUAAAAAUUUAGUUUGGCAGUGCAAGACACUGAUUUCAAGGGUCACUGUAACUCCUGGAAUUUCGCGAAAAUACCGAGACGUCAUAUUUGUAAGGUUAAGUUCAUAUAAGCCAAUUAUGUAAAUAAAAUACUUCUACUAAAUCACUA